Molecule: messenger RNA, 1002 nt
Organism: Emys orbicularis (European pond turtle)
Lineage: Eukaryota; Metazoa; Chordata; Testudines; Emydidae
Gene: EFNB2
Product: ephrin B2
Exons: 5
Coding region: 1-1002 (333 amino acids)
Biological process (GO): axon guidance; ephrin receptor signaling pathway; blood vessel morphogenesis
Cellular component (GO): plasma membrane
Molecular function (GO): ephrin receptor binding
Source: RefSeq, a predicted model, not a curated record
AUGGCUGUGCGGAGGGGAGACUCCUCCCUUUGGAAGUACUGCUGGGGAGUUUUGAUGGUUUUAUGCAGAACUGCAAUGGCCAGAUCGGUAGUUUUAGACCCGAUAUAUUGGAAUUCCUCCAACCCCAAAUUCCUUCCUGGACAAGGACUGGUACUAUACCCACAAAUAGGAGACAAACUGGAUAUUAUAUGCCCAAAGGUGGACUCUAAAACUGUUGGCCAGUAUGAGUAUUAUAAGGUCUACAUGGUUGAUAAAGACCAAGCAGAUAGCUGUACUAUUAAAAAGGACAACACACCUCUACUCAACUGUGCCAAGCCAGAUCAAGAUGUUAAAUUUACCAUCAAGUUUCAAGAGUUCAGCCCUAACCUCUGGGGCCUGGAAUUUGAGAAGAAAAAAGAUUAUUACAUUAUAUCAACAUCAAAUGGGUCAUUAGAGGGCCUGGAUAACCAGGAGGGAGGGGUGUGCCAGACAAAAGCCAUGAAGAUCCUCAUGAAAGUUGGACAAGAUCCCAAUUCUGCUGGAUCACCCCGUAAUACUGAUCCAACUAAACGUCCCGAACAAGACGCUGGUACCAAUGGAAAAAGCUCCACAACGAGUCCAUUUGUAAAGGAUAAUUCAGGAUCCAGCACAGAUGGCAGUAAGGCUGGACAUUCCAGUAUACUUGGUUCAGAGGUGGCCUUAUUUGCAGGGAUUGCGUCAGGGUGCAUCAUUUUCAUCGUCAUCAUCAUCACUUUGGUGGUUCUUUUAUUGAAGUACCGGAGAAGACACAGGAAGCAUUCACCCCAGCACACUACAACUCUGUCACUUAGUACGUUAGCCACCCCAAAACGUAGUGGCAACAACAAUGGUUCUGAGCCAAGUGACAUUAUCAUUCCUCUAAGGACUGCAGACAGUGUUUUUUGCCCUCACUAUGAAAAGGUCAGCGGAGACUAUGGACAUCCAGUGUAUAUAGUUCAAGAGAUGCCUCCUCAGAGUCCAGCAAACAUUUAUUACAAAGUCUGA